Adineta ricciae is the source of this 634-nucleotide messenger RNA. NCBI's taxonomy places the organism in Eukaryota, Metazoa, Rotifera, Eurotatoria, Adinetida, Adinetidae. The record is from the annotation of a GenBank genome assembly.
AUGUCGGUGAAACACUCAAAAGUUCAUUUGUUGAUUCUUUUGUUCGUUCUCGACGAAGUGGCAGGUUAUUUCUACAAUCGACCAAGUCUGUCAUCUGAUUCUCAAUGGAAUCCAAAUGGAACAACAAUCGUGAAUGAAACGAUGAUUGGAACAAAUCUCUUCGAUUUGUUUAUCGAUGAAAACAAUACCGUUUACAUUUCAAAUGAACAAAAGCAACAAAUUUUGAUUUUUGUUCAAGGAAAUGUGAGUUGGAUGAGAAAUAUUUCAAUGAAUCUGAAGAACUCGUCAAGUUUAUUUGUGACGAACGAAGAGAAGAUCUAUGUUGAUACAUUUUAUUCAUCAAAUGUGAGUGUUGUAAGUGAAAUCGAAGUGAACUCAUCGUGGAGAGUGAAUUCCAUUUCACGAAUGAACUUUUGUGAACAAUGUUUUGAUAUUUUUGUGAGUGAAGAUCAAACUUUGUUUUGUUCAUUAUCUCAACAACAUCAAGUUAUUUCCAAAUUAUUACUCAAUCGGUGGGACUACCUGUCAACUGUGGCAGGAACAGGAAGUGAAGGAUCAACAUCAACAACACUUCGAAAUCCUCGUGGAAUAUUUCUCGAUGAGAAUAAUUCAACUCUCUUUGUUGCUGAUUGUG